AUGCAGUUCAAGUAUAGCAACUCAAGUCUGGACAGGCAGCUCACUGCUGCCGCUGACGAUGACUUAGAACCUGGCUCCAUUUCAGAGAAAGCUUUGAGUUACUCUGUUGAUCCUCAGAACAAGACUGUCUACGGUAUCUUUCAAAUCUUUGCCCAUAACAAGAGUGAUGUGAACGAGAAGACAACUUAUAUCCUUGUUCCUGCACCAGAUGGUAGGAUGGGGUAUUUGGUAGUCAGUAUUGCCAACCAUUCUAUUGAACAAAUUCUUGUUCUCAGGAAGAUCUGUGCCGACUUGAAGAAUCUCUGUUACUCUAUGUCCGCCGAGGACUGGAAUUCUCUGACCUAUGAGGGUCAGCAGAUCCGAAUAAUGUCUAUCCUCCCUUCAUCCCCAAUUCGACAGAAAGUUCUGUGCGAUAAGAACAAGUGGUGUCAUUCUAUCGAACGACCCCCCGACAAUGUAUUCAAUGAGGGACUAUCAUGGCAGGCCCCAAAAUCUGUUCUUGACAACGCUUUUCAUGGCUUGCAUGAUACUCGGCGCGAAUCUUUGAGAACAGCAAAUCCUUCUUCGAAAACUAUGACUGUCGCGAGGAAGAUUAAAGCCUCAACUUACCUACGGCUUGGUAUCUGAAAUACAUUCCAAUAUUUUACAGCC
Messenger RNA from Fusarium odoratissimum NRRL 54006, 651 nucleotides. RefSeq lists its product as uncharacterized. The transcript has 2 exons. NCBI's taxonomy places the organism in Eukaryota, Fungi, Ascomycota, Sordariomycetes, Hypocreales, Nectriaceae. The record is from RefSeq and is a predicted model, not a curated record. The coding region runs from base 1 to 627 and encodes 208 amino acids.